Dicrocoelium dendriticum is the source of this 724-nucleotide messenger RNA. Lineage: Eukaryota; Metazoa; Platyhelminthes; Trematoda; Plagiorchiida; Dicrocoeliidae. The record is from the annotation of a GenBank genome assembly.
GCGGAAAUGAACGAACAAUCAAGCCCAGCAGAACAUAUCUCAACAGAGUGAAUUUGAGUGCAUGGAGUCCGAUCGGCUCAUUCAUGGUAAACGUGAGCAACAGCGGCCGACGGUGCGUCAAACGCUCGUGGCCACCAUCGUCCUCAGCAUUCUUGCCAUCCUCCUCAUCGUGAUUGGAAUGGGAUUAAAACUCGCCUAUUGGCCCUCGUUGUAUUUCCCAGAUCAAAACACUGGCCUGGCAGCAUUGGGAUUGAUACUGCUGGCAAUCGGUGUACCGGUUGGCAUAACCGCUGCAUGCCUAAUCAACGUCGUUGUACGCGUUCGUACUCACAUCGCGUACACGGAGGCACGGAAAAGAGAAAUGGAAACCAGAGUGUCUGAUGUAUACGAACCAGAAAAGCGCCUUGAUGGUUGACUGUAGCAAGCAGAUCAUCCCUUCCAAGCGAGCCCGAGACUCCCACGCGAUUAAUUGUUCAAACUAUCGAUCACCGGGUACGGAGGAAACCCUCGAUUGCUUGAUUUGUACAUAAUUUACUUCUCACAAAAUCUAAUCUGCGCCGCAAUAUAACCGUUUUGACUGAAUGAAAAUCGAUUCCGCUUUUAAUACACCCCGUGGAUUGUUUCACCUUAAUGAUGUAUUGCAGAGCCAAUUCAUCUACGCUUCCACCCAAUAAUGUGCCAUUUCGCUCAUCCCGAAAAUUGCAACCAGCUGUCUACAUCACUA